This is a messenger RNA of Aureobasidium musti, 477 nucleotides long. Lineage: Eukaryota; Fungi; Ascomycota; Dothideomycetes; Dothideales; Saccotheciaceae. The record is from the annotation of a GenBank genome assembly.
AUGCCACCAGCCGGCCAACCAGUUUACGUCUCUCCAAAUCCCGAGACCACAAAGCGUGGUGCCUUUACCGAGUUCUUCCUCGAGAGACAGUGUCCUGAGGAUGCCGACUCCAAGUACAAGCACCUGUUCUUCACCCACCAGAACCUCAUGAGGAUGUUGAUCAAUGAUUCUGCCAUGGAUCCAAACCGAGAGCAGACCUUCUCUACACCUGCAAACAGUAAGAACAAGGUGUAUUUCAUGUGGGACUUUGUCACACGUUCCUUCCAAAUGCUUGUAGCAACUGUCAACCCAAGAAACCCUACCGGCGAAGCUUGGAUGGACAUUAUGAUGAGAUCAAUGCUGGCCCAACAGUUGAUUCUUGACACAACUGGCAGACUUGAGUCCAUGAACCAGUCUGUUGGCUACAACGAUGAUGCUGGUAUCCAAUUCAGCGCAGAAAUCAAGGCGGAGGCAGAGAAGCUGGAUGAUUUGCCCUAA